This is a messenger RNA of Dreissena polymorpha, 4306 nucleotides long. Its product is annotated as ER degradation-enhancing alpha-mannosidase-like protein 1. The transcript is spliced from 12 exons. Lineage: Eukaryota; Metazoa; Mollusca; Bivalvia; Myida; Dreissenidae. Gene Ontology annotation, cellular component: endoplasmic reticulum; membrane. Gene Ontology annotation, biological process: mannose trimming involved in glycoprotein ERAD pathway; carbohydrate metabolic process; endoplasmic reticulum mannose trimming. Bases 239 to 1801 code for a protein of 520 amino acids. The record is from RefSeq and is a predicted model, not a curated record. Gene Ontology annotation, molecular function: mannosyl-oligosaccharide 1,2-alpha-mannosidase activity; calcium ion binding.
UUCGGCUCUUCCGGUUUGAGAGUUGACAUGUAAACUUUCUUAAGUUGUACGUAGGAACUAUGACGUAGGAACUAUGGCAAUACUAUGUUUAAAUUGCUUUUUGUGUUCUCGAUAGUGUGCGUCUGGCACACAACCUAGCAAUACAGAUUUCUUAAAAAAUUUAUGGAGCCCAUAUGAUGAAAAAUUUGGCUAUUUUUCCGAAAAGGAACGAAUUGAAACUCUCAAUGGAAUCAGGGACAUGUUUUAUUUUGGUUAUGACAAUUACAUGAAACAUGCUUAUCCUAUGGAUGAACUUGACCCAAUUCACUGCACUGGUAGAGGACCUGACUAUGAUAAUCCAUCAAAUAUCAACAUCAAUGAUGUCCUAGGAGAAUACAGUCUUACAUUGAUAGACACACUUGACACCCUUGCGGUUCUUGGGAAUGAGACAGAGUUCAUCAAGGGUGUCCAGCUUGUGAUAGAUAACCUGACAUUCCAUAACACCACCGUGCAAGUGUUCGAGGCAACUAUCAGAGUGUUAGGUGGCUUGUUGUCUGCCCACCUGUUGAUUGUGGACCCGUCCAAGCCGUUCGGGGACAUAACUCUGCCUGAUUAUGAUGGAGAACUGCUUAGCCUUGCCAAUGAUCUUGCUUCCAGACUUCUUCCAGCCUUUGAGAACACUGCUACUGGAAUACCAUUCCCAAGGGUGAACUUACAAAAUGGUGUACCAGCUGAUUGUAUCAACGAGACCUGCACUGCUGGGGCCGGAACCCUUGUGCUGGAAUUUGGAAUCCUGUCUCGCCUAUUGGGGGAUCCCAUUUAUGAGUCUGUGGCACGAAAAGCGGUCCAAAGAAUCUGGGACUUUCGUUCUAAUGUGACUGGCCUUAUAGGCAAUGUCAUCAAUAUACAGAGUGGAGACUGGGUGGGCAAGAUGAGUGGCCUGGGGGCAGGAUUGGACUCAUUCUUUGAAUACAUGCUCAAGAGUUUUAUUUUAUUUGGGGAACCAGAUGACCUCAAGUUAUUCAAUGAUUCAUAUGAAUCCAUAAAAUUCCAUAUGAGACGUGGACGUUUAAAAUGCAACAAAGGCAUAGGUAAUAUGCCAAUCUAUGUGAACGUUCACAUGUCCUCAGGGGAGAUUGCCAACUACUGGAUAGACGCCUUACAAGCUGCCUGGCCGGGGGUGCAGGUUUUACAUGGUGAUAUAGAGGAGGCAAUAUGCAGUCACGCCGUGUUCUACUCAAUAUGGCGGAAGUACGGCGCACUGCCAGAGCGUUUCAACUGGUACCUCAAAGCACCGGAUGUUUUGUUCUAUCCCCUAAGGCCAGAGUUGGUGGAAUCAACAUAUUUCCUGUAUCAGGCCACAAAGAAUCCAUUUUACCUACACGUCGGCAGGGACAUUUAUAACAGCAUUAACUUACAUGCAAAAGCAGAAUGCGGCUAUGGCACAAUACAUGAUGUGAAUACCAAAGAGCUAGAGGAUAGGAUGGAGAGCUUCUUUCUCAGUGAAACAUGCAAAUAUUUAUACCUGUUAUUUGAUAAAGACAAUCACAUCAACAAACAUGCUGCAAAGUAUCUCUUCAACACGGAAGGUCAUUUGUUCCCGAUUUCUCGUGACUUUCGGCAAAAAGUUUGGGAAGCAGAUAUGCCAACCGCUGAUCCCAAGAAAGACAACAUACUAGCACCCACUGUGGUAGAUGCAAGGACCAAUGUUUCCAUCACUAACUGUGACAGCAUACCUAUCAUCCGUCGCUACUCACUUCCACUUGACAGCCAGUAUCUGGAGCAGCUCGACCAGGCCAUUGGAGUGGACCUGAACCUGUGAACUGUAGGAUACUCAGAUGCCCCUGGCCAUUUGGGUGGACCUGAACCUGUGAACUGUACAAUACCCAGCUGGAUCUGGCCAUUGGGGUGGACCUGAACUUGUGAACUGUCGCAUACCCAACAUUUGUGGAGCCUUUUUCCGGGAAAACUGGUCAUAUUGCAUGUGCGUAAAGUGUCAUCCCGAUUUGCUUGUGCAGUCUGCACAGGCUUAUCAAUGACAACACUUUCCGCCUCAAACUGGAUUUUUGUUUAGAAGAGAAUUUCUAUAAAUGUUAAAUACAAUAAAAGCAGAAAGUUUCAUCACUGAUUAGCCUCUGCAAACUGCAAAUGUUAAUAUUGGACGACAAUUAAUACACAUACAUUUUACCCAGUUUUUCCUGAACAAAGCUCAACCCAGUAUUCUUUUAAUGAAAUUAAAAAUUUAUCUUGCUGUUGACAAGUUAAGUGCAUUGAAAGGGAAACAGAAUUAAAGUUGAAACAGCUCCAUAUUUAUGAAAUUGUUUGAAAAUCUGGUCCAUAUUAAUAAACCAAUUCUUAAGAUUAAUUUAAAAAAUAUAUUCUUAAAGCUUCAUUAUUUUAGAAUGACUUCAAAAGUAAAGUCUAGCAUGGCACUUAACACCUAUUAUUUCAACAUUCUUUAUUUAGAACAGUAUAUUCAUAAGCACCAAUAGCAAAUUCUUAAGUAAUUUUCCUUAGAUCUAAGUUUAUUUUUCAUUCCUAAAUCUAAGAAUAUUGGUUUGAUGAAUACGACCCUGAUUUGUUAUGAGUCUUUACAAAGAAACAUGGCGCACAAAUAGGAUAGUGUAAAUAAAACGUCUAAUGACACACAACAUGUUGAUAUUUAAGCAUUUUUAUUUGAUUGAGAGCCUAAUGAUGUUUCAAAAUUUUACUGUGAUACAAAUGGAUGUCAUUAAUUAAGUGACAUUUGCCUUACAUUAAAGAUCACAAUCUGAUGUUGCUAGUUGUUCAUUUUAAUAGUUUCAACAUAGUAAAUUUAUGAUGUGACAAUUGAACACUAUUGCCAUUAAAGAGUCUUUGCAAAACAACAUUGUGCAUUAAGAACAUAGUGUAAAUAAAGCGUCUUAUGACACAAACCAUUUUGAUAUUAAAUCAUGUAUAUGUCAUUGUUUCAAGUAUGCAAUGAUUUUCAAACGUUUACUGUGAUACAAAUGCAUGUCAUAAAGCAACAUUGCCUUAAGUUCAAGAUCAACAUCUGAUGUUGCUAUUUGUUCAUUUUAAUAUUUGUUACUAAUUAAAUGUAUGAUUUGUCACUAUAGAAAAUCAUUUGCCAUUUCUUACAACAUUGAUGGCUCUUGCCUGAUAAAUGCAAUAUUUCAUGCAAAACGGAAUUGUAUUGUUGGUUGCGAACCUGUAAGUCAAUUUCUAUAAAUGAGGUUAUAUUUAUGUGCCUUACAUUAACAUAUGAGGUUACAUGGUUGUGUUGCAAGUUUUAUGACUGUAGUAGCAUCGGUCUUAGAAAACUGGGCUAAAUGCAUGAGCAUUAAGUGGCGUCCAAACUGAGUCUGUGCAGUCCACACAGGCUAAUCAGGAAGGACACUUUAUGCUUUGACUGGAUUUUUUGUUUAAAAGAGACUUCCUUUUAAUGAUAAAUGCCAUUGUGGACACUUUACACACAUACAUUAAACCUUUUUUUCCGCAAAACGUUUCUCAUUAAAAACAUGAAUACUCUUGCCUUAUCAGUGGAAGGCUGUUUUUUGUCCCCUACCGGUUUCAACUGAGGGGACUUAUGGUUUGCGCUCUGUGAGUCUGUCUGUCUGUCUGUCUGUCUGUCUGUCUGUCUGUCUGUCUGUCUGUCUGUCUGUCUGUCUGUCUGUCUGUCUGUCUGUCUGUCAUACUUUUCUGGAUCCUGCGAUAACUAUAAAAGUUCUUAAUAUUUUUUCAUGAAACAUGCAACAUGGAUAGAUGGCAAUAUGGACAUUAUGCACGUCAUUUCAUUUUGUUCCAACAUCAAAAAUUGUGGUUGCUAUGGCAACCAAAAAAAAUAUAUUCUGAAAAUGGUGGAAUUUCUGACAAUGGUGGAGCCGGUAGGGGACCAUAUUGCUCGACAAUAGCCGUUUUUUAAAGAGGUAUUUGGGGUCAUACUCAGUAAUCUGUUAUCUUUUUAAUGCACUUGUUAUUAAGUGUCCGCUCUCUAAUUCAAGUUUUUUCCAUCCGAUCUCCACCAAACUUGGUCUGAUGUCGUAACUAGAUAAUGUCUAGGUGAAGUUGGAAUAUGGGUCAUGCCGGGUCAAAAACUAGGUUAUGGGGUCACUUAGUGCGAUUUAAACAUUGAGCAUGGUGUCUGCUCUCUAAUUCAAGUAUUUUUCAUCAGAGCUUCACCAAACUUGGUCAGAAGUUGUACCUAGUUGAUGUCUAGGCCAAGUUUGAAUAUCGGUCAUGCCGGGUCAAAAACUAGUUCAUGGGGUCACUUAGUGUUUUUUAAACAUUGAGCAUGGUGUCCACUGUUUUUUGUGAAGACAACAUGCAAAAUAUUCUGUUUCAAUGC